Messenger RNA from Callorhinchus milii (elephant shark), 1615 nucleotides. Its product is annotated as inter-alpha-trypsin inhibitor heavy chain H3-like. The transcript is spliced from 12 exons. Lineage: Eukaryota; Metazoa; Chordata; Chondrichthyes; Chimaeriformes; Callorhinchidae. The record is from RefSeq and is a predicted model, not a curated record. The coding region runs from base 35 to 1615 and encodes 526 amino acids.
UGAAGCAGAACUUCACAGCCUCACAGUUCCCACCAUGAAAGCAAUUCUGCCCUGGGUUUUGCUGACUUCUAUUCCAGCCUUAAUAUCUGCUGAUUUCAUCAUAGCAGAUUUAAAGCACCAAAAGAAAAGAAGCGUCGAUGGGCACCCCACUAAACAAGUGAAGGAGCUUGAAAUUUACAGUUUUAAGGUUGAUUGCAAAAUUACAUCUCGAUUCGCUCGCAAUGUGGUGACCAGUCGGGUAGUGAACCGAGCGAAUGAGUCCAAAGAAGCUUUGUUUGAUGUACAGCUGCCCAAAACAGCCUUCAUUGCCAACUUCAGCAUGAUUAUAGAUGGGGUGGUUUACGUUGGAGUUGUGAAGGAGAAAGAAGUGGCUAAGCAGCAGUACCAGCAAGCAGUCGCACGAGGGCAGACAGCAGGUCUUGUGAAAGUAACUGGAAGGAAAAUGGAAAAGUUUAAAGUUUCAGUAAAUAUCGCAGCAGCUAAAAAAGUAACAUUUGAGCUGGUUUAUGAAGAAUUACUCAAGCGUAAACUGGGGAAAUACGAGAUGGUGAUCAGAGUAAAGCCUGAACAGCUUGUCCAGCAUUUCCAGAUUGAUGUCCAUCUGUUUGAACCACAAGGCAUUGCCUUUUUGGAUGUUAAUGCAACAUUUUUAACAAAUGAUUUAAUGCCAAUUGUGAAAAAGACUCUAACAGGAAAAAAGGCUCACAUUUCCUUCACACCAACACUGGAUCAGCAGAGUGCCUGUACCAGUUGCCAGAACACUGGCUUGGAUGGAGAUUUUAUUAUGACUUAUGAUGUGGACCGAGACCUGUCGGCUGGGAACAUAGCGAUAGUGAAUGGAUAUUUUGUUCAUCAUUUUGGACCUGCAAAUCUACCUAGAGUUCCUAAAAAUGUUGUCUUUGUGAUUGACCAGAGUGGCUCCAUGAUGUUUACAAAAAUGUUCCAGACUAAGGAGGCACUUCACAAAAUUUUAGAUGAUUUAAAUACGGAGGAUAAUUUUGCAUUCAUUUCAUUUUCUUCGAGUUUUAGAAAAUGGAAGAAUUCCUUAAUCAGAGCAACUACAGCGAACGUGGUUGAAGCUCAUAAAUAUGUUAGUGAGCUUCACGCCGGUGGAGGAACGAACAUAAAUGACCCUCUGUUGGAAGCAGCAAAACUUCUGGAUGACGCUCACAAUCUGGGGCAGGUACCCGAGAGAAGCGUCUCCAUGAUCAUUCUGCUGACUGAUGGCGACCCCAAUUCGGGAGAAUCCAAUCCCACCAAGAUCCAAUCCAAUGUUAAAUAUGCCAUCAAUAACAAGUACAACUUGUACUGUCUGGGAUUUGGUUACGAUGUUAAAUACAGUUUUCUCGAAAAAAUGUCCAUAGAAAAUAGCGGCAUAGGUAAGAUAGAAGAACUGAAGAGCAAAGAUGAAGAUAAAAAAGGAGAAGCUGAAGGCCCAGCGCCAGAAGAAUUGGAGAAACGAACUGAGCAAGUGGUGGAGAAGAUGCAACAUCGUCAGAACAAGAGGCAGAGAAACCUAAAGAAAAAGAAACUGGCCAAGAUAGAGAGGAAAAAGGAUAAGGCGAGAAAGAAGGGCCGUGUUCUGCCAGAAGACAUCAAAAAAGCACAACUUUAA